Rhizoctonia solani is the source of this 5544-nucleotide messenger RNA. RefSeq names its product NACHT and WD40 domain-containing protein. NCBI's taxonomy places the organism in Eukaryota, Fungi, Basidiomycota, Agaricomycetes, Cantharellales, Ceratobasidiaceae. Gene Ontology annotation, cellular component: cytosol; COPI vesicle coat. Bases 1 to 5544 code for a protein of 1847 amino acids. Gene Ontology annotation, biological process: endoplasmic reticulum to Golgi vesicle-mediated transport; Golgi localization; retrograde vesicle-mediated transport, Golgi to endoplasmic reticulum. Gene Ontology annotation, molecular function: protein binding. The record is from RefSeq and is a predicted model, not a curated record. The transcript has 13 exons.
AUGGACAAGCGAUUCGGAAAGUUCCUGGUUUGCACAGCAUCCCAAUCGUACCUUGCGCCACGAAACAUGGAUUCUUCCUCUGAGUCUCCGCAACUGGCAGCACCCCCAGCCGAAUCGGCUGGGUCCCCUACCGUGAAUACGAGUGCAGAUGGAAGAAAGGGCACCCGACUAAGCCAACUGAAGAAUGCUACCAAGACUGCGGGGUACCAGGUUAAAAGCUCAUUGAAGGCAAUGUCUCAGAGUGCGAGGGUACUUCCCCCGCUCAAGUCCGCUUUGGGGGAUAUGUCCGAGUUUAUUGGCAUCUUGAUGGACGUUGCAAAGGAUGACGAAAAUCUUGACGAACUCUUCACCGAGCUUCAACUCAGAACCAAUGCUUUGGAGACAUAUGUUGUCAACCUGAGUCUGGAAUCGAGUGGGGAUACUUUAUCAUUAGUUUUCAAGCCAAUACUCGAUGAUCUACAAUCAACGAAAAGAGAUAAGGAGCGAGGAACAAUGCGAGCUUCUGAGGUUGUGAGGCGCGCACGCAAGAUCGAAAGCCAUUUGCGAGUUUUACAUGAUGAGGUUUCACUUCGAACUCUAGAUAUGACAGCCAAGCAGCAAGUGGAAAUGUGGCUGUCCCGCCUUUCAGAAGUAUCUGAUGCUGCAUACAACUCAACCUAUGCAACGACAGUCCAGCGUGGAGACUGCACUUCUGGGACUCGCCAGGAACUACAAAGGAUGCUACAGCUAUGGGCUCGUCCUGAGUACGAUCGAUCUGAGGAUAUUCAACAGGACAACCUUGGCACGGCUAGGGUGUUUCUGAUCAACGGUAUGGCUGGAACAGGAAAGACAACGAUUGCAUAUAGCCUAUGCAAAUGGCUUGAUGCAAAUGCUCAACUUGGUGCCAGCUUCUUUUGUUCACGUACCUCGCCUCUAUGCAGGAAGAUUGAUAGAAUAAUCCCGACGAUAGCAUAUCAACUUGGACGUUUCUCGCGUGUAUAUCGAUCCGCACUUUGCAAAGCCAUAGAGGAAGAACCAGAUGUUGCGAUGCGAGAUGUUCGUGUGCAGUUCGAGAAGCUCAUAGUACAACCGAUGAAGUCCACAGGGGAGCUGUUAGCAGGCACAAUCGUGACUAUCGACGCUUUGGACGAGUGUGAAGAUAGAGAUGGCGCAGAAACGAUUCUCGGCCUCCUGAGAACCCACGCCCUGGAUAUGCCUAUCAAGUUUCUUCUAACAAGCCGACCAGAACCCUUUGUCCGAGAAAAAAUGUUGGAAACAGAUAGAACGCUAUCGAUCAUAAGCCAUCUGCAUGACAUCGAAGCAUCUGUAGUGGAAAGUGACAUCAAGACAUAUCUUGCUAGCGAACUUCAUCACAUAUCUCCUCCUCUAACAGAAGCUCAAUUGUGCCAACUCGCAAAGCAGUCAGGGACAUUAUUCAUAUACGCUGCCACUAUUGUGCGAUAUGUCAGUCCCCGGCGCGUCCGUGUAGACUCGGCCUCUCGGCUAAAGAAUGUACUCGCUAUAAGUUCAAAAGGAUCCCAGGCAGUUCUCACCGGAACAGUAAACAAGUUAUACAAGGAGCUUGACGCACUAUAUCGCACGGUACUAGAUCUCGCGUUUAACGAAGCCCUGGAAGAGGAAGAAUUGGAAAUUAUGCGGGCCGUACUCGAGACAAUUGUAUGCGCGAUGGAACCAAUGUCUCUGAAAACUCUCUCGGAUCUGUUAGAAUUGACAAAAGAUCAAAUCACGUACUCUUUGGAUCCUCUGUACUCCGUCCUCCAUGUCCCAGCAGAGGACGAGCUUGUUUCAACCCUACAUGCCUCAUUCCCUGACUUUCUUUUCGAUCAGAUGCGAGCAGGUCCAAAGUACUUUUGUAAUGAAGCUCGGCGAAAUAAAAUAUUAGCUCAAAACUGCUUCGACAUCAUGAAACGACAGCUUCGAUUCAAUAUAUGCAAGCUCGAGACAUCUUUCGUCGCGGACAACGAGAUUCCGGGUAUCCAAGAACGAGUCAAGGAAUCAAUUUGUCUGGCACUGCUUUAUGCGUGCAAGUUUUGGGGUAGCCAUCUUCAGGCAACUCAGAUCCCCACCUGUGAGGAUUUACAUGACAUGCUAUACGAAUUUAUGUCACUUCGAUUUUUAUUUUGGGUAGAGGUGAUGAACUUGAACAAAUGCAUUGGAAUUGCUCUGUCACUACUACGUCAGACACGAGUAUGGCUUCAUACAAAUAACAUAUGGCCGGACACUUGGAAGGGGUUGAUCAAUGCACAAAGGUUUUUGACUCACUUCGGGGCAAACGCGUGCUCAAUUUGCACCCCCCACAUCUACAUAUCGGCGCUACCUCUGUGCGCAAGAUCCAACACAGUAUACACAACCUUCUCGAAGCGGACUCGGGGAUUAGUUGAAGCUGGAAAUCUAGCCUCGUCUGGAGAUGAGGGAAUAGGAUGGGCGUCCUUCAGCGCACAAUCAAAGAUUGGAUCAAUCAUGUUCUCUCGUGACGGAACUCAGGUUUUUUAUAGGACUUUCCUUGGAUUUAUCGAGACUUGGAGUUUGCACGGCACCAAUAGUAGUUUCAGGCUAUCCGAAGAAAAUAUUGUUUGCUUCGCAAUAUCCUCGGACGGCUCAACACUUGUGGCCGGGACUUCCGCUCACACCAUCUGCAUCUAUAAUAUGGAUGAUGAUAGGCGCCUUGACACGCUCGAUACUCGUAGUCCGCAAUCGGUCCGUUCUAUUGCCAUCUCUCGGAGUGUACCCACUUAUAUAGCCUCGGGGCAUUCGGACAACGUCAUACGAAUAUGGGACAUCCGUUCCAAGGAGCAGAUCGGGGCCCCACUGAUAGGCCAUAAAGCUCGCAUACCCUCUCUUGUGUUCUCGCCCACCUGUAUGCAACUAGCUUCUGGUUCUGCAGAUACAACCAUUCGGAUAUGGGAUAUUACCUCCGGCCUCCAAGCCAGCCAAGUGCUCGAAGGGCAUUUGGAUGCUGUGAAUUCCGUCGCGUUUUCUCUUGACGGGACCCGCCUUGUUUCCGGAUCUUCUGACCGAACCAUAAGAAUGUGGGAUGUAUAUAGUGGUCUCCCUCUCGGAAUUUUUCAAGGCCAUACACAGGGGGUCUCGUCGGUCGCCUUUGCACCCGACAGCCCUAAAUUCGUCUCUGGUUCUCUGGACGAGACAAUCCGGUUCUGGGAUGUCAAUACUGGCAAGCAACUUGGUUUACCACUUGGGGGACAUACCGGAGGGGUAUCAUCGCUAGCAUAUUCUCCCGACGGGUCCUAUGUUGCUUCAAGCUACGACAAAACGAUCUGCAUUUGGGAUGCACAUGCUAGCACAAUUAUCAGCUAUCCGAUAGAAAUACCUGAGACACACAGUACUCCACUAAGACGGUCAAGCGAAAACGAAGAUCUCGGAUCGAAAAAUCCAUGGGACAUCCACAUCAACCCAAAAUUCGAUUGGAACCUGUAUGAAAAGGAACAGCUUCGACGCUAUCAUUAUCAAACUUUAUUCAAUACAGAAGACCAUUUUAUUGCUCGAUCACAAUGGCCAAAUGAUUUUCGCAGCGUACGCUCACAAGAUGGGGCCAUCCUUGUAAGCUGCGGGCCACGACUCGAGACCACGAUCAAGACGAACCUAAACCAGGUUAUAUGCGUGGCAUUCUCCCCUCGUUGUGUCCGCAUUGUCGUGGGACUGCUUGGGAUGAACAAGUCAGCUGAACUGUGGGAGGUGAACCUUCCUAAAGCCGGGUUCGACAAAACACAAGAUAUGCUUUAUUCGAGAAAUAAACCUGCAAUGGAACAGAGAGAUAUCAAUAAUCGAAGAGUUCCUCAUGAAAAUCAUACUUCUACUAAAGGAAAACUUGGCUCAAAGAUCAAAGCAUUUGGUCCAGUGACAUUAACUGGCGAUGGAUGGGUGAAAGGAGUUGAGAAUCAGUUAUUGUUUUGGUUCUGCCCUAUUAUUCACUGCGAUAUUUUGCUCCUUCGCCCGCCCAACCUGCUAUUCAUUGUGGGUGAUGUCGCGUUUGCGGUGAUUUCUCGCCAGUUCCGUGAAAUGCCACGGUCUCGUAUCGAUGGGUUGCUUACCUCUUUCCCCAAACUAAUUCCUGCCAACUCCCAACACACAUCGAUCGAGGCCCAAGACGUGCGCUACGUGUACCAGCCUCUCGAAGAUCUCUACAUUCUUCUGAUUACCAACAAAGGUUCAAAUAUUCUGCAAGAUAUAGAUACCUUACACCUGUUUGCUCGAGUCGUCUCGGAUAUAUGUCGAACCGCGGAUGAACGGGAGAUUUCACGAAACGCCUUUGAACUAUUGGGCGCGUUCGAUGAGGUUGUGAAUUUGGGAUACCGUGAGCAAGUUGGGCUCCAGCAAGUCAGGAGUAUCUUGGAAAUGGAAAGUCACGAGGAGAAGAUUCAGGAAAUCAUUGCCAAGAAUAAAGAAGCAGAGGCCAAAGAGGAACUCAAGCGACGCGCCAAGCAGCUCGAAAUGCAGCGUCGCGAGAUGCAGAAACGUGCUCAAGGAGGUAGUGGAGGUAUCGGUAGCAGUUAUCUUAGUCCUGGAAUGGGUGGAAGUGGUGGAUACUCCAGUGUUCCUCGCUUUGAAGCUCCUGCAGAGCGUCGCGCUGUAUCUCCUCAACCUUCAAGCCUCAAGCCGGCUUUCAAGGCCUCGGGCAUGAAGCUCGGCAGCAAAAAGGCCAAGCAGUCCGAACUUCUCGAUGCCAUGGGCGGUGAACUCGCUACUCCGACCGGCUCUAUUCCGGGCACACCUGUGCCCCCAGACCUAUCCGCUAGUGCUACCUUGUCUGCUCCGCCUCCUGGGCCAGCCGUCCACGAAGAAUCAGUCCACGUUGUCAUCCGCGAGAGAGUCAAGGCUUCCAUCCUUCGUGACGGCCGGCCGAAAGAACUGGAAAUUAUGGGUGACUUGGAUCUCAAAGUCGCCGAUGCUGCGGACGCCCGUAUCAAAUUGAACAUUGCACCACUCGGGUCGGGAGGAGAGGGUGCUCAGUUCAAGCAGCAUCCCAAUGUCGCCAAGUUUGCUGGAGGUGUUGGGAUUCAGGGUGAGGUGAAACUGAAAGAUCCAGCGAGAGGGUUCCCUGUUGGUCAGCCCCAGCCUUUGAACGUGCUCAAAUGGAGGUGGGGCUCCAAGGACGAAACUAGGUUGCCUUUGUCAAUCAAUGUUUGGCCGUCUCCGGCUGGAGAUGGAACAUGCGAAGUGAACAUCGAAUGGGAAUUGCAAAAUACGGAUCUGGAUUUGCAGGACCUUGUGAUUAGCAUACCUCUCCCGAGUGGCGCAUACCCAACUGUUUCAUCACACACUGGUUCAUGGUCAAUUAACCCGAGCACCCACUCUCUGGACUGGACAACCGACUCGGUUUCUUCCGAGUCUGACACAACGGGAUCGUUGGAGUUUAGUGUCGGUGGAGAUGAUGCAGAGGCUUUCUUCCCGGUCAAGGUUGACUUCAAGUCCGAAAAGAGUCUCAUUGGUGUGGAAGUUCUCGACGUUGAACGGGUGGGCGGAGAGGGUUCGGUAACAUUCAGCAAAGAGGUUAGAAUCGGGGUAGAGCAAUACUCGAUUGUGUAG